Coniophora puteana RWD-64-598 SS2 is the source of this 2331-nucleotide messenger RNA. RefSeq lists its product as uncharacterized. The transcript has 8 exons. The coding region runs from base 1 to 2025 and encodes 674 amino acids. The record is from RefSeq and is a predicted model, not a curated record. NCBI's taxonomy places the organism in Eukaryota, Fungi, Basidiomycota, Agaricomycetes, Boletales, Coniophoraceae.
AUGGCCUCCAUCCCAGCCACCCUGGCAGACUCAAACCCUGACGACGCCAGAGCACAUGCGCAGUUCACGGCCAGUCUCCGAAUAGUCGGCACGAUGACUGUCGGCGGGAUUUUCUACGGCUUCAUGACAACCACUGCAGCCCUAUGUGCACACUCCCUCGUACAGACACGCCAGAGCCGCUCGCGGAGGCACCUGGCCUUCCUUCUGGUAUACAUCUGUGUGCUUUGGGCGGCGGGGACAGUGCUAAUCGGGGGUAUGUCGGGGACCUGCAUCGACACUUUCGUGGUCCACGCGUCAACCUCCCUCGAGAGCCCGUACAUGCAGGAUCCCGCCUUAGGAGGGUCUACGAUGAUCGCGUCUAUUGCGUAUUGGGUAAUUCUCAUGCUUUCGGAUGGGAUGAUGAUUUGGCGUUUCAAAGUUAUAUGGGCAACCUCGAGUCUUUCUCGUUACCUCAUAGCAGUUCCUAUCGCCUUUUACCUGUCAGCCUCAAUUCUCGGCUUCUUCACUUAUGUCAUCUUUGGUACCCGCCCACUCAUAGCUGGCCCCAGCAACGUUAACCCGCGUCUUAUCGCCGCCAUGAUGAUGUCCUCGUUUAUCCUCAAUAUAUAUAUCACCGGCCUCAUAGCAGGACGUCUCUUCCUAUACAGACGUCGGUUCAAAGUCAACUGGGGAUCACCCGACGAAAAGCAUUAUACGUCCAUUGGCCCGAUACUCCUUGAGUCUUACCUCCCUCUAACCAUUUUCACCAUCCCGUAUUUUGUCACGUACCUCCUCAAUAAUCCGGCUUUGUUCAUGACGACCGCGAUCCUCAGUCAGAUGCAGAUUUCUGCCCCGCUCAUGGUCAUGCUUCGGGUCUCACGCGGUGUCUCAUGGGAUUUUUCCCCGAGUCCACAGUCGGUAGAGGACACGAUCAAUAGAGCGCUCGAAGCUCACGACCUAUGGGCGGUGCAUGCAGAGCUCGUGCACGACCAUGCUUCUUCUCUGCACCAGGCUUCUAUUGUCCGUUUGCCUCCCCCCCUCACCGCGUUACUCUCCCUCAAACGCGUCCUCAGCCCUUGGGGCAUGGCCUCCACCUCAAGCACUCCUGCGGACUCGGACCCUGAUCAAGCUAGAGCGCAAGCGGCGUUCACCGCAAGCCUCCGUGUCAUAGGCUCAAUGACAGUUGGCGGCACAUUCUACGGUUUCAUGUCCACCGCGGCAGCCCUAUGUGCGCAUUCGCUCAUCCAGACACGGCAAUCACGCUCGCAGAGAAGCCUCGCGUUCCUCCUUGUAUACGUAGGCACGCUCUGGUUGGCGGGUACGGCGUUGGUCGCGGGCAUGUCAGGAAUAACCAUCGAGACGUACGUAAUUCACGCGUCAACCUCGCUCGAGAGCCCGUACAUGCAGGAUCUCGCUCCGGGUGGUUUCACGACGGCCUCGGAUAUCCCUUUCUGGAUAAUCUGCAUGCUUUCGGACGGUAUGAUGGUCUGGCGGUUCAAGGUCGUUUGGUCAAUGUCGCGUUUUUAUCGCUACCUUAUGGUUGGACCCGUAAUUCUCUGGUCGGGAACGUCAAUCCUCGGCUUCUUCGCAUUCAUUAUCUACAGCAACCUCCCAGUCACGGCCAACAACUGUACUAUCAACUUGUAUCUCGUCGCCGGGAUGUUUGUAUCCUCGUUCUGCCUCAAUGUAUAUGUUACCGCCCUUAUAGCAGGUCGUCUCUAUCUUUACAGGCGUCGCUUCAAAGAAAAUUGGGGAUCACCCGACUCACGCCACUACUCGUCCAUGGGCGUCAUACUAAUCGAGUCUUAUGUACCCCUGACGAUCUGCACCAUCCCGCUCUUGGCGACGUACCUCACGAACCACCCAGCCGAGUUUAUGGUAGCGCUGAUUCUCGGCGAGAUGCAGAUCAUCGCACCGCUUGUGGUCAUGAUCCGGGUCUCGCGCGGGGUUGCAUGGGAUUCGUCGACGGCGCCACAGUCGCUGGAGGACGCGGUGGACAGGAUGAUCGAAGCUCACGAGCUGCGAACGGCGCAGGAGGUGGUUUGAAGAAGUGAACCCGGUUGGCGCUUGGUCAUGGAGACAGGUAAACAACAACACUUCGAGUCCUGCCCCAUGUAUUGCAGUAGUUCGUGCUGAGCAGUAUUCUGCCAAUCAGCAGGCUCUAUCGCAAUAGGUGGACGCGUGACGCGGCCGGCUCAGAGCACAUAUGGACUUGUCGUACAUUACUUUUCGAGAAUCAUGGGAUUCGUCUACGCUAAUAACAUAGUAUUGUACAAACUCAUGUUUUCGUAUCCGCACACCUUUGUUUCCAGCCCACGUUUGCCUUUCAGUUACGGGGGCCCUAAUCAACAC